Molecule: messenger RNA, 989 nt
Organism: Anguilla anguilla (European eel)
Lineage: Eukaryota; Metazoa; Chordata; Actinopteri; Anguilliformes; Anguillidae
Gene: hoxd13a
Product: homeobox D13a
Exons: 2
Coding region: 1-870 (289 amino acids)
Biological process (GO): regulation of transcription by RNA polymerase II
Molecular function (GO): RNA polymerase II cis-regulatory region sequence-specific DNA binding; DNA-binding transcription factor activity, RNA polymerase II-specific
Source: RefSeq, a predicted model, not a curated record
AUGGAGAACUUGGGAGGGGAUAUCGCCUCAGUGCAGAACCGGAGUUUUUAUCCGUCUGCUUUUGGGGCUCAGUCAAGUCGAUCGGCAUCGGGGUCAGUGGUAUACUCCAUUACGGACAGGACGGCCUCUCUCAGUCCAGAGUCUAUUAAAACGUACGCACUUAUUCCUGGCUCUCCAGCCACCGCAAAUCCUCCCAUCGGUUUCGGCUGUCAUUUUGGAAACUCUUACUAUGGUUGCAAAAUCCCACAUGGUGCCCCUUUGCAGCACGCCGCAACGAAACAAACUACUCUUGCGUCUUUAUGUGGACAUUCGGUGGACAAGCGUAUGGAUAUAUCAGGUUUUGGCAGCAGCAACGUGCACUGCAACGAAAUUCCAGGAAGGGCUGCGGAGUUUGGCGUUUACCAAGGUUAUUCAGGGUCCUACUCCCGGAUUCCUGGAUAUAUCGAUGUACCUGUUGUACCAAGAGCCGCUGCUGGCUAUCACAGACACGAGGCUGUUUUACCCAUUGACGGAUACCAGCCGUGGAACUGGUCAAAUAGUUGGAACAGUCAACUUUAUUGCCCCAAAGAACAGACACCGAGCCCGCACUCUUGGAAAUACUCUCUCGCAGGAGAGACAGGAUUGAAAGAGACACAUGUAAGUACUUUAUACCGGCGUGGAAGGAAGAAGAGAGUACCGUACGCCAAACCUCAGCUGAAGGAACUUGAACGAGAGUACACUACGAACAAGUUUAUUACCAAAGAUAAACGGCGAAAGAUAGCCUCUUCUACCAACUUGUCAGAGAGACAAGUCACGAUUUGGUUUCAGAACCGUAGAGUCAAAGACAAGAAAAUGAUAUCCAAAUUGAAGGACGUUCAGACUUAUUGUUGACUUGACUGAAAACGCCAGAUUAUGUUUGGUAUGCGAGCGAUUUUUCUUUUUUUUUUUGCCUAUUCGUAUUUUAGUAUUUUGUGGACCUUCUUCCUGCCGAGCCAAAGCUCUUCACUGUA